GUUCGCAAACAAAAUAUAGACGACUGGGUAAUUUAAGGCCAGCAGGUUGUAUCAGGACACAAGCAGUAGGCGAAAGUGAAUUCAUAAUGGCAGGCCGAUUAUUUCUUCGUACCGCAACAUUGCAACUAACAAGAUACAAUGUUGUGGCCAGAACACUGCCACGCACCAUGGGCACUCUGAAAGGGAUUCCAACCGAUGAGGAGCAGGCUACUGGUCUGGAGAGACGUGCCUUACAGGCACUAAAAAAAGGAAAUGAUCCAUACAGCAUCCUAAAACCUAAAGUGUAUUCUGGAACUAAAGAAGACCCUCAUAUUGUUCCAAGCAUUGGCAACAAAAGGAUGGUUGGCUGCUUAUGUGAAGAAGACAACACCGCUAUUGUGUGGUUCUGGCUUCACGAAGGCAAUGUCCAGCGCUGUCCCUCCUGUGGGUCCCACUACCAGCUGAUUCACCACGAGUUGCCCCACUGAGACCAAGCUUGUUGUCACUGGACCAGGCAAAACUGCUUCAUGUACUACACCCCAAAGAUUGUGUGUUCAUUGAUGAACAUUAUGUAAUUAAAACACUAUUUACCUGA
Molecule: messenger RNA, 574 nt
Organism: Osmerus eperlanus (European smelt)
Lineage: Eukaryota; Metazoa; Chordata; Actinopteri; Osmeriformes; Osmeridae
Product: cytochrome c oxidase subunit 5B, mitochondrial
Exons: 4
Coding region: 87-467 (126 amino acids)
Biological process (GO): mitochondrial electron transport, cytochrome c to oxygen
Cellular component (GO): mitochondrial envelope
Source: RefSeq, a predicted model, not a curated record